GCAGUACUUGCGGAUCAUGAGAAGGACACAGUACUCGCACACGAAACAUUACUUCUCAUGGGCCUGGGCAAAUAUUUGCGGGGCACGUCGGCCCGCUCCGACCUUGCCUAGAGGAGGUCCGGCGGGAUUAUCUGCACCCUUACCCUGGCGCUGCAAAGCGUUUUUCUUUUUGGGGUUGGCGCCGGGGUGGGGGCCAAUGUGCCCUGGGGGUGCCAGGAAACCGCGGUGCUCUUUGGGUUGGGUUGUAAACGCGGGGUCUACGCGGCCGGCCGCUGGGGGAGUUGUCAACGAUCUCUCCCCGCUCGCUCCCCGUGCUUGCCGCCGGUCGCCGCCGCCGCCGACGCUGCCCGCAGCUGUGAAGGAUUGGCCCGAGGACCUGAGGAACGAGCCGAGGACUGCGCGCGUCCCGCGCGCGCGAGGAUAAAGGAGAUUAUUAUUUCUGUCUCGUGCCUCAUGCCGAUCUAUCUGAAGCAUAGCUUAACGGAUCCAUCAUGAGCGAUGAGACCCAUGUGCCACCACCACCAUUUAACCUCACUUCCGCCUGGCAUCAUGAUCCUCUGGCGAAUGACUGUCAUUGCGCGCUUCCUGCCUUACUCGCACUCAAGGCUGGAGGCCAGCGCUUCGAGGUGCUGGAUCAGAGCAGCGACCUCAGCAGCAGCCAGGCCUGGACGGCAUGGAGCGGGCAGUCGCAUUCGCAGGAUGAUGGGCGGGAGCUCGCGUUCGGCGCUGGCGGCCAGGCCGCGGUGGAGCCCGCCCACGGCCACCACUGGGUGUGGGACUCCUCCCACAGCCGCUCGUGCAGCAGCUCGCGGACUGGGGGCCGCUCCUCCCAGAGCCGCUCUUCGCUCUGUGACGCGGUGCCUGCGCGCCGGGCCCUGGAGGCCCACGGGGCCGCCGAUCUGCCAAGCUUCAACGACCGCGCGGACUUCCCCGAGUACAUCCCAGGUGCGGACAGCCCCUGCGACCGCGGCUCGAUGCUGCUGCUGCCGGGCUCGUCGCGGCCGCUCGCCAGCAGGUCGGCCAAGCGCCGGAGGGAGCGCAAGAACAACGAGAAGCGCCGCGACAUGAGGGCGCACAACGAGGUCAUGCUGCAGCGCGUGUUCGAGGCGCUCGGCUCGCUGAGCCCGCGCACUCUCGAAGCGCGUCGGCGCCAGCUCCCCUCCGCCUCUCCUCGAGAGCGGGCGGCCUCGCCGGUUGUGCCGCCCCCCACGCCGAGGUGGAAGGUGGACAGAGUGCAGAGGCCUGGCGAGGAGGACGACGCAGACUCCCAGUGCAGCUACGGUGACCGAUAACAUACAUUCCUGCGCUUGCCUGGACAAUUGUUUGCUCUUUGGCUUUCAGGAAGCUCAUUUGGUGAAUAAUUUUCUGAGCGCGCAUGAAGCGAUGCCUGCAGGCCUGGUGAACUGGAUGUUCGUUCAGAGCCCUGGAUAUAUUGGGCUCAUUUUCCGAAAGGUCAGAUUCAUUGCCUGUUCUGAUAUGUGUUCAUGUGGCAGUAUUGUAAUUAUAGGCUUGAUUUGGCAUGGCUGAAUUGGCCAAUAACCAUCUGUCCCUUUCUUUCAUAAUCCGCUUGGUCUGCCCAGGUGCUCAAGCGCGCGCCAUCUAGGGCCCCAGCUCGCCGUGGCAGUUUCGCAGUGGUUCUGCACUCAUCUGUUCUCUACGAUGUCGGGAUACACGAUACUCUUCUAGUGCAGACUUGUCAGUGGUGACGGCCCGGCCCGGCGCUUGCUUCCGCACCACCAUCGUGCACAAGCGUGGUGUAUGUUUUCCACGUGCUUGAGGGGACAUACUACACCCCGCCGUAGCCCAGCUCCCUGGUGUAACUGUUAUCACCUGUUUUAGGGGACGUGUGUCACGUUUAUGGAAGCAGCCAGCUUAAAAAAUAGCAUGCGGAGUUGUAGUCCAUGGUCCACCUUCUCCCUCAUCCUCAUCGUAAUCCAUUGUCCAUGGGCCCCUUCCCUCCUCCUCUCCCUCCUGCCUCCGCAGAGUGUUGAUAGUUCCGUGUGCGCUGACCAUUAUUCCAUUCUGCAGAUUCUAUGUAGGAUGGGUGCGGCGACGCGGAUGGUUGAGAUUUGCAGCCCCGUGCUCCCACCUUGCUUGCUUUUGUUGGAACGCCCUUCACAAUCAGCGCAGGGUCCUAUGAUGGAUCAGCCUCCAGAUAGUCUAGGGACCGUAUCGGCUUAGCAUGGAAGACAGACUCGCAGGUGGUAGGCAUUCCGUGGAGAAUUGUGCGGUCUCGUUGCGGCGACAGUAUCCCUUUUUCUUCUCCAGAUGCCCCCGAGCAGGUCUGAGUAGACGGGGGAGGGCAUGAGGAGGCAGUGAGGCAGUGACAGUCAGGAU
Messenger RNA from Prorocentrum cordatum, 2337 nucleotides. Lineage: Eukaryota; Dinophyceae; Prorocentrales; Prorocentraceae. The record is from the annotation of a GenBank genome assembly.